AUGGAUUUGUUUAAGAAUUUUUUUGCUCUAUGUGAAGAAGCAAAAGAAACGUUUGAUACUUAUCUUGAUUUAAUAUAUGGCUCUGAAUCUGCAAAUAAUAAUAGAAAUGAUACUAAUUCUGAUAGUAAUGAUGAACAUGUUCUAUUGGAUAAUAAUAGUGAUAAUGAUAUUUUUAAAGCGUUAGAAGGUGAUAAUAAAGAAUUUAUGAAUGGAACAGAAGAGGAAGAUGAAUGUUUUAAUAGUAGGUUAUUGAAUAUAGCUGGUGGUAGGUUUUCUUGGAGUAAACUGUGGUAG
Messenger RNA from Dentiscutata erythropus, 294 nucleotides. The record is from the annotation of a GenBank genome assembly. NCBI's taxonomy places the organism in Eukaryota, Fungi, Glomeromycota, Glomeromycetes, Diversisporales, Gigasporaceae.